AUGGCACUUGCAUCGAUCACAGCAAGUAUUGAAGCGUUAACUCUUGCUGCCAAAGCAGAAAAGGAUGCCAAGGCGUUGUGUGAUAAGAAAGGAGUUGUACCAUCUGAUGGAUCCUUUCCGAAGAUCAUGGCGCCUGGAAAAUUGGCGGAAGGCACUGUCAACAUCAAGAGUAACGUGUUCCCCAUGAAGAUACAGACUAUGAGUGGCAAAAUGUACAUGUACUCUUUGGUCAUAUAUGCCAAUUACCAGAGUGGAAAGGACGUUAUCCGUCGUGCUUGGAACGCGGAGAUCAAGUCUGAGUAAGUUUGAAGGUUCUUUAGGUUUAAUUGUUUUUUUGGCAUUGUAGGAAAUAUUGUUGUAAUAGAACAGAGGUAUUGUUAUAAAGGCUUGAAGUGUUUGCAUUUGAGACGGUUACUUCUUUUUGAUGUAAUUAUUUGGGUAUAUAUUUUAUGUUUUUAGUUACUACGUCGUGGAGUUUCGCAGAAAGUGUUUUACCGCUUGGCAAUUCAUGAUUCGCAAGAACCCUAACAUCUUCCCACCUGCCGAAAAGUGUGCUUACGACUGCGGAGGCUUCUUCUACACGUCGGAGAAGUUGGAUAUGCCAUCAUCGGUAAGUUGUUUUAAAGGUUUGCUUAGCUUUUAAGGGUUGUUUUUUUUUAUUAAUACAGUGGAACUUCUGUCUAGCUAAUUGUCCAGGGAUUUUAGAUUUGUUUGUUAUAAAAGAGUUUUGGUGUAAAAAGAAAUUUUAAACGCUGUUGGCGCAGUUAAAAGUUAUUCGUUAUACGAGGUUUCCGUUAUAGAUAAAUUUUUAUAAAGUUAAGUUCUACCACAGUCUUAAAAUGAAAUGUAACUUUGUUAUUUUAGAAAGAGCUUCUUUUGUCCGUCAAACGUGAAAACGACAAUGAUUUUCCCUUCUCUGGUAGUUGUACAGAGCUAGAGUUUUUGAUCAAGGAGAGAGAUUACCUUGACCUCGAGAUUUGUACUUCUGGCGGAGGAGAGAUCACCGAUAUUCAUAAGUUGGAGCGAUGCAUGGAUGUCGUAACUAAUAUGGCUAUUAUGGAGGAUGAGUAAGUUUGAAUUACCAUAGGAUUCUUUUUUGCACCAAAAGAAGCAUUUUGUGAUGUUAUUUUUUUAGGGACAAUCACGUUUGUUAUGAAAACAAUACGAGUUACCUCCUAAACCCUGGAAGGUUUGGAUUCCGUCAAGGCGACGCUCCUUCUCUGCCCAGAGAAGCUUAUGUUGGAUUGGGAUGUUCGAAGAGUGUUCACAUCUUUAGAACUGAGGGUGGAACUGCACCGGCGAUGGUUAUUGAAAGUAAGUUUAUUGAAUUUAUGGAUUGUAUAUAUUGAUAAUUUCAAAUUGUAACUUUCUUAUUUAGCUAAAAAGACGCCAUUCCACAAUUGUCUUCUGGUUUCUGAGAAGUUGCUUCGCAUCUUCCCAAAGAUUGAGCAGAAUUUCAUUGCAUAUAGAUCGAUUGCCUACGACUUGGUUAAGGGAUUGGUUGUCAGUCCAGUUCACUCAAAGAGAGACAGACCACCUGUUCAUCAAGUCAAGGAGUUGUCUGAUCAAGACGCGCAUCACACGACUUUUAAGUGGGAGAACCAGGAGAUUACAGUGUUUGAAUACUUCAAACAACGUCAUGGCAUCGAAUUGGUUCAUCACAAGCUGCCUUUGUUGGUGAGCUACGAUCGUGAGAAGAAAAAACAGUUCUUGCCUAUGGAAUUGUUCAUGAUCUGCGACAACCAGAGAGUCAAGAGCCAGCAGUCUCACUCUGAUCAAAUCGCGACUCUAAUCAAGGUAAGAGAUGAUUUUGGAUGUUUAUAAUGAUUUUUUAGGUUUGUGCUGUUCUUCCCAGAGUUUUGGAACAACAAGUCUACAACAACGCCUCUUCUCUUCAUCUCUUGGACAGUCAGUAUUUGUCUGGAUUUGGAGCUCAAGUUGGUACCAAUCCAAUUUGCGUAAGUUUGUGUUUCAACGUUGCCAUGAUGUUGUUUUAGGCUGUGGGACGUCUUCUUCCACAUCCUGGUCUGAUGUAUCGCAAUCAGCAGAUUUCCCAGUUUGAUCCCGUUAGAGGAAACUGGAGAUCGAACAACUUCUGUCGUCCAUCGACCCUUCUUGUAUGGGGAGUCUACGUGUUUGAUGCUGAAGGAAAUUGGGAGAUGCCACAACUGAAGAGAUUCGCCGAGGAGUUUUACAAGGCUUGUCUGGCUAAGGGUAUGCAAGUCAAUCCCCCUAAAGACAUGAAGGUGUUCCCUCGCUCUGAAGCAAAGAAUAUGGGUGGUGUGUUUGCCAGGGCCUCUGAUGGAUCUUGUCAGUUCAUUUUCUUCAUUACUUCGAAGCUCGACAAUUUGAUUCACAGUAAGUGUUAUUUACACGGAACGCGCAACUACAUUCUGGUUGUUGGUAUAUUUUGAUUUUAUUGUUUUAGGAGCCAUCAAGUAUAAUGAACGCAAGUACGGUAUUGUUACCCAGAAUGUCCUCACGAGUACUGCUGCCGCUGCAUGUGGUUUGUCUGGUCCACCGAAGAGACUCACCAUGGAGAAUCUUGUUAACAAAGCCAACGUCAAGUUGGGUGGUUUGAACUACCAUGUUGCUGACAUGCAACAGAAGAAACUGGUUGGUGAAGACGAUCUGUUCAUUGGUUUUGCUAAGGAUAUUGGUGCUGCUGCGAGUGGCAGUGCUGGCGAAAAUGUUGUUCCUCAUAAUAUGACUACCACUCCCACUGUUGUUGGAUAUGCUGCUAACGAUAUUCAAGAUUCUCUUGCUUUCACUGGUGAUUUUGUCUUCCAAGAAGGUGUCAAACAGGAAAAGUUGAGCAUCAUCGUCAAGGUCGUCAACAACGUUCUGAAGCGUUACGAAGAUAACCGUGGAAAGAAGCCGCAAAGAGUAUUCAUCUACCGGAACGCGAUCGCUGAAUCUAGUUAUCCAUUCGUAAGUUUUUGUUUUAAUUUGGCAGUAACUUUUGUUGUAGGUUCUCAAGUACGAGAUUCCUUUGCUGAAGGAUGCGGUCAAGAAGGCUGGUGUUGAAACUUUUGUCUACCUGGUUCCAAACCGAUUGCACAAUGUUCGCGUGUUUCCAGCGAAACCAACAGGUGAGAAACCUCCAGAACAGAAUUUGAAGCCUGGAACCGUUUUGGAUUCUGCUUUGGUUUCUGCCAACAUCACCGAAUUCUUUUUGUGUGGCCAUGUUGCUCGUCUUGGUACCGCCAAAGUUCCACGUUAUUCGGUUCUUAGCAAUGAAUCUAAUGUGUCAAUUGACGAACUUCAAAAGCUCACGUAUCAUUUGUCGUAUGGUCAUCAGAUUGUCACUGGAGCUACUGCUCUUCCUUCUCCCGUCUUCAUCGCCAAGAGAUACGCUGAACGUGGACGUCUCACUAUGCCUUUGGCUUCAAGUGAAGUGUAAGUUGUAUAGUUAGUUUGAUAAGUGACUGUUUUAGCGAGCCAAAGGAAACUGGAAGCUCUUCCUCAUCUGAUGGAUCGACUAAUUCCCAGGUCGAACACUUAAACGCCAAGUUGCAGUAUGCCAAGUCCACCUUGCGCAACCAACGUGUCAACGCCUAG
Molecule: messenger RNA, 3561 nt
Organism: Bursaphelenchus okinawaensis
Lineage: Eukaryota; Metazoa; Nematoda; Chromadorea; Rhabditida; Aphelenchoididae
Source: the annotation of a GenBank genome assembly